This is a messenger RNA of Trichoderma harzianum CBS 226.95, 626 nucleotides long. RefSeq lists its product as hypothetical. The coding region runs from base 92 to 472 and encodes 126 amino acids. The record is from RefSeq and is a predicted model, not a curated record. Lineage: Eukaryota; Fungi; Ascomycota; Sordariomycetes; Hypocreales; Hypocreaceae. The transcript has a single exon.
UCAAUCAAUGCAACACGAGAAAUCGAAGACAUGGACCUUUGCCUCGUGACCCCCAUGAGCCCUGUCCUGUCCAUGUCCGUGCCUGGAUCCAAUGCUGCUAGCAUCCUCCGCCAAACCACUCGUAACUGCUAGCAGCAUCAAAUUGGAUCCCUCCACACUCUUUCUCCCACGGCCUAGCCGCAUUUUGGCAGCUAGCAACGAUGCAGACACAGGACGAAGCCCGAUCCGCAACAACCUUGUUUCGUUUUUUACUGGCCUGGCACUUCUCACUCGUAAAAUAUAUGGGGGUGCUGCACGAUGCCAUAACAAUCUCAUCAUCGCUCUUUUGUCGACGGGAUCUGCGCUCUUCUUUCUCCUCCGUCUCUCCAGCCGCUCUUUCUCGCAUCACGGAGUCGCAGCUGUGUGUGCUUGUGCUUUUUUUUGGGUUUUAAUUGUUCGGCCUCGCUCUUUUGACUGGCUGCCAACUGCCUGAGCGUCCGACCGCACUCGCUUCUUUUUUCUCUCUCGCUCGCUCUCUCUCUCUCUCGCUCUGGGUCACGUUGCUCUCACUUUCGUCUCCCCUUUUCCCCUGGGAUUCAUUCAGUGAACUGGACACUCGCCUUUUUGGUUGGACAAAUUCGCCGUGC